Messenger RNA from Penaeus monodon (black tiger shrimp), 688 nucleotides. RefSeq lists its product as uncharacterized. The record is from RefSeq and is a predicted model, not a curated record. NCBI's taxonomy places the organism in Eukaryota, Metazoa, Arthropoda, Malacostraca, Decapoda, Penaeidae. The transcript has 4 exons. The coding region runs from base 163 to 630 and encodes 155 amino acids.
GCCAAACAGCUCGUCUGGGAAAGUGGUGCGCUGACGGUAAGGUUGUCAUUUAGUCAGUUUUGUUAGUUUAGAAUUCGCGGACUUGUUGUUAGCGUAUCGCUUCCCUGAAAUUGGUCUCAUUCAGGUACCAGACUCUGAGCUUCGUACAUCUACAGAUUAACGAUGGAGGCGUUGCUGUAUACAAUACUGAUGUGCACAGUGGCUGUUGUGCUGAGUACCCCGGCCAGCAACGAGAAGUGGAAGUUAAUGGGGAAACUGCUGACUGAUCCUGAGUCUGGAGCACAAACGCUUGAUGACUUGAUAAAGCAGGCGUCGCCAACCCCCAUUGGAGACUCCAUGUGUGCAAACAUACACCAUAUCUGGAAAGGAAUGCCAAACGAGAUGAAAGAAAAGGCCAGCGACCUCGAAACCUCUUAUCCGAAUCAGGAAUAUCCCAAGCCUUGUUAUUGGUCUUGGGACAUAAAGCCCAAUGAAUGCCCUCCAUUUGGCACGUACAAUCCAGAGAAAAGUAUUUGUUACCGUGCGAGAUACUAUGCUAUCUUCGGAAAGAGGCGCUACUGUUGCUCCCCGAAACUCGGCAAGCCUCCAAAACUGGAAAUACGGCUAGGACGAAUCAGGUGUAAGUGUUAAUCUUUUGGCACUGUGCCCAGUCACUUUUCAUGGUGUAUGUAAUAAAGAAAUUGCCUAA